Parus major (Great Tit) is the source of this 1012-nucleotide messenger RNA. Its product is annotated as proteoglycan 3-like. The transcript has 6 exons. The coding region runs from base 357 to 905 and encodes 182 amino acids. Gene Ontology annotation, biological process: immune response. NCBI's taxonomy places the organism in Eukaryota, Metazoa, Chordata, Aves, Passeriformes, Paridae. The record is from RefSeq and is a predicted model, not a curated record.
UGACAACCUGUGCCCCAACUCCCGCAGCCCCCUCCCCACACCUUGCACCCCAAACCACCACAUCCUCCUCUUCAUGCCCCCGCACCCCGUCCCCUGGACCGAGCGCACCCCAAUCACUGGCUGGGCAGGGUGCUGGCAGAGCCCCCCCUGGGAUGUCCCCCACCCUGUCCCCAGCAGUUGGUGGUUGGGGGUGUCACAAGACUGUGGUUGGGGACACGUGUCCCUGUCACUGAUAUAAGGGUGGCAGUGGGUAAAGCCCCCUGAAGACCCAGGUGAGCAGUGGAGACAGGGGCAUGGGAGUGGGCUCAGCCCUCAGCUGCCAGGGGCGCUAGUGGUGUUCCCAGUGUCUCUGUGCCAUGUGGCCCUGCCUGCUGAUUGCCCUGGCCCUGCUGGGCACAGUUCCUGUCAGCUGCUCUGCUCUUGCCAGCCCUGCAGUGGAGGACGAGGAGGAUGUGACAGAGCUGGAGAUGCCCAAGGAGUACAGCGGGUGCCUGGGGGCCAGAGACAAGCAGGCACUCAGUGUCCCCAUCAUGCCGGGCACCGCCACCUGCCGCUACGUCGUCAUCUCCCAUCCCCGAAGCUUCCGUUGUGCGCAGCACAUCUGUGCCCGGCGCUUCCACGGGCACUUGGCCUCGAUCCACGAUUCCCGCACCAACAGCUUCCUGCUGCUCCUGGCGCGCCAGCGCUCCAUUGCUGGUGAGGUCUGGAUCGGUGCCGUCAGCCAGCCCGCUCAGACCCCAAUCCCGAGCUGCCACUGGACUGACCGGAGCCCCUGGAACUACAGCCGGUGGAUUCCCGGGCACCCCCUGCCCGGCCACCGCUUCUGCACCGCUGUCUGCACCAACGAUGGGCUCUGGAGGAGCGUGCGCUGCAAGAAGCGGCUACCCUUCAUCUGUGAGAUAUGAGUGGCUCAGCCCCCCUGGAUACCCCCAGGCCUUCCCCACAUCUGCUCCCCCCCGGGGGGCUGCACCCCCUCCUUUGGAGUACAAUAAAGUCUUGCUGUCGGCACCCA